AAUUGAAGAAGAGGAAGGACAUAAAACGAGCGAAAUUUCUUCUCUGGUGAAACUUUUGGACAAACUCAUGGACAUUACCUAAUAGUAAUCAUUUCUAUUUCCUUUUAACCAUUUCCUAAUAGUAAUGGAAAUUGAAACGAAAAUAGCAAUUCAAUAAUUGAGCAGGUGAAUUAGCAAUGCAAGAUAUUUGUUCGGAUAUACGAGCGGCGAUUGAUCACGGACGCACCGAUAUCAUUCGAUCAUUAAUUGGUGCAUGUGACAAUGAGAAUCUUAGAGAGCGCAUCACAAGAGAAGAAAUUCUUAAUCAACCAUUUCUUGAAGAGGGAACAUUCCUUUCAUAUGCUUCCAAGACAAAUCAAGUAGACGUUGUUCGAACACUACUGAAUUGUGGAGCUAACCCAGCUAUUAAAAAUGCACAUGGACAUAACGCUGUUGAUGUAGCAGCUAGUGAAGUAAUUCGCAUGAUUUAUGUUGAGGAAUUGUUGAGAGCAACUGCUGCCUCCGAAAUAGACAGAGUUUUACAACUCUUGGCUGCUGGAAUUGCCGUCAAUUCUUGGGACUCUGAGGGAAGUAAAAAUACACCACUGCACUGGGCAGCAUGUUACGGCAAUAAAGAAGUAAUCGCUUGUCUUAUAGAUCGUGGAGCGAAUAUUGAUGCACAAAACGGCUGUGGUGCAACACCAUUGCAUGAAGCAGUGAAUCGCGGAGAUAUGGAAAUAUGUCAAGAACUCUUGCAGGCAGGUGCCAGUCCUCAUAUUCGUGCAAUACAAGGAACCUUUGGUGGAAAGACAGCAUACGAUCUCUCACGCAACAUGCCUUCGAUAAACAACCUAAUGCAGCGCUUCGUUUCAAACUUAGUCACAAAAGAGUCUGAAGGUAUUCACAGCCCACUAACAUCCUAUCCCGAUGCCAACCACUUCAACCCGCAGAGUCUCUCCGCGAACAUUAGUCAAAUCUCUAUUGACUCUGCCAAAUCUACCGAGCCACUCUUUGAGUCCACCAAUGAGGCAGCAACCGAUAGUCCAAUUCGUCUUCAGAAAUCUGGAAGCCUCAUUUGGAGCCUUAUAUGGCCGCAGCCGAAAAGCAUUCUACAGCUCGUUGACUUUUCCCCUCCCUUCAUUGCAGGAAAAGAGCUAUUUAUUUCAAUAAUCCAGGGAAGUGAGUCAAUUCAUGACAUUUUGGACGUCUGGGAGGUUUCUCGAACUCACUUACUAGACCUUGGUCACGACGUAAAAGUGGGGGAGGUCCAGCCAGGCUCAGGUCGCUGCACAGGAGAUAACAGAAUAGAAUGUAUCGUAAACAAGAAACUCUUCAAUAUAGCAGAGGGAUACCAGCUUAAUAUUUCUCAAAACUCUAUAAGAGUUAGUGCUGGAAGUCUACCGGGCCUUCACUACGCAGUCUGCACUUUCGUACAGAUUCUGCGGCUUAGCAAGAAUGCAGAAACCCCAGGAAUUUGCGAGAUAGAGCCGGUCCUUAUCAAAGACGAACCGCGGUUCAUACACAGGGGAAUCCUUCUCGAUGUUUCUCCUAGAGGACGAACUCCGACAUUAGACUACCUCCUGUACACCAUAGACCUCUGGUCCUCCUUCAAGAUCUCCCACUUGCAUCUUUACUCAAGACUCACUCCUAGCUGUGACUGGCAGUUGUGUUACUCAAGACUGGAGAUGGUGACGUUGGAUCGUUACUGUAGAGAUCGUCAUAUAGACAUGAUUCCAGCCCUUGACGUAGACCAGAACGUUAGCCAACGUCACCUUAAUCAAAUGUGGCCAGUAUUCCAGGAGGUUCUAGCAACAUUUCCCAGUUUAUCAUAUGUUCACGUCGGCCCUAGAUUAGCGAGUCUUUUGGUGCAGGCAGAUAAUUUGGACUACAGUCUCGGUACUAACGAAACUGUCGAAACUGACAUGUCAGAGGUGUUCAAAUCCUAUUCAUGUCUCCAAGAAUUGUGGCAUAUAUUGAAUCUGAACUCUGAUACAACGCUUCUAUUGUGCUCUAAUGGAUUACACUCAAAACCAGAGUUUAGAAGUAUUCCUACAAAUGUUAUUUUGGUAGAGUAUGGUUUUCAGGCUGAUUAUGACUUCUCUGAGUGGACAGAGACAUUUAAAACAGCUGGUGGCAAUGUUCUUCCUAGUUCAGGUACUGCCAGUUAUAAUUCUCUUGCUGGAUGUCCUGCAUCUACAUUCGCAAAUUCUAGAAAUGCAAUCAAAACAGCAUUAGAGCAUAACUCUAUUGGGAUCAUCGUUGCGCAUUGGUCGGGUAGUCAUCAUCUUACUCCUCAUCCUUUCUCAUGGCCGGGCUAUUUGGUCGGAGCUGGAUUGGCAUGGAAUCCAGACUCUGAUGUUGAGCUAGGAUCGAACGAUCAUUUCGAUCAUGAUCAUGAAAUCAGUGGGAACGGAAAAUAUCAGACGUUUCUGACAAACAUAUUGAACAUUCACGUCUUUCAGGAUGUGGAGAAUAAAGUGGGAAGCGCUGUUUUAGAACUAGGGCGGGUAGACACACUAGUGCUAAUACUGUCCAAGAAUCAGGACUGUAAUGAUCUCCAGCAAAUCCCUGAUAAUAGAGGGUCGACUCUUUACAGGCUCUUAACUGAUCCAGACAAUGUUAAUCUGGAAUUCCUGAGUGCUGAUCUCUUCGUCAAAAUGACGAAGCAGAUUAAGCGUGUAACUUACGCACUUUAUGAAGCUAAUGUGACAUCACAGUUUGGGGCAAUGGAGAUUCAAGAGCUGCAGCUUACUGCUGAUCUUAUGCUGACUGCUUGUAAAAUUGGAAGGACGUUAAUUGGAGUCGGCGUGAAUCCUAAUAGCAACAUGGGGCUUGCUGUUAUCAAUUUAGGAGUUAGUAAUCUACCACCAACUUUCAGGACUGACAUCGCCAAUAAGAUGCUGGCCCAUAUUGAACAAUAUAAGGGUGCCUGGCUGCAAAGGCAUCUACCUCAAGGAUUGCAGACUUCUUUGCUAGUACUCAAUAAUGCUCUGAAUCGGUUCGUACCGGAAUCAUAAUUUUUUGUACUUAUCAUUCUAAGAGAGGAGAAAUAUAUGUUUGCAGUUCAUGAGACAACUGUAACAUUUUUCAUUACUGGAUUUUAGGUAGGUGACAAAUAUUAUUUCAAAUUAUUCAUUAUUGAAGACUGUUAAAUUUUAAUUAAUUGAUGAAUAAAUGCAACUUCAUUUUAA
Messenger RNA from Diachasma alloeum, 3170 nucleotides. RefSeq lists its product as uncharacterized. Bases 177 to 2996 code for a protein of 939 amino acids. Gene Ontology annotation, molecular function: beta-N-acetylhexosaminidase activity; protein binding; transcription cis-regulatory region binding. The transcript has 6 exons. Gene Ontology annotation, biological process: positive regulation of transcription by RNA polymerase II; carbohydrate metabolic process. Lineage: Eukaryota; Metazoa; Arthropoda; Insecta; Hymenoptera; Braconidae. The record is from RefSeq and is a predicted model, not a curated record. Gene Ontology annotation, cellular component: nucleus.